Molecule: messenger RNA, 846 nt
Organism: Brassica oleracea var. oleracea
Lineage: Eukaryota; Viridiplantae; Streptophyta; Magnoliopsida; Brassicales; Brassicaceae
Exons: 1
Coding region: 1-846 (281 amino acids)
Source: RefSeq, a predicted model, not a curated record
AUGUUUCUCUUUGUCGGCGGGAUCAGGAAGCUCCGAUCGUUCUCCACGGCGGCGGCUCAGCCGUAUCUCCUGGUCAGAGAGAGGGAAGUCACCGUGAAGUCGUCCAGUGAAAGAGUGGUCACCUUAAAUCUGUUGGAUCCGUGUAAGCUUGAGACGGUGAAGAUCCCCGGCAAGACUCUCCCGACGGAGGUUGCUAAGUCGUUGAGGAUAGGUUCAUCCAAGGGAUGGGUGGCUCUGAGGGACCUUCAAAAUUCGAAACUGCGUCUCACCAAUCUAUUUAACCCUUGUGCCUCUUCACCAAUAACAAUAACACUAGCCCCUGUCGAUGGGUGUUACAGAGGUUCAGUUGCCCGAGUUUACAAUGUCUCUCUCUCAGCCUCCCCGAACCAACGUGACUGUGUAGUGGCUGCUAAGUUGUUUGCUCCAGUCGUCAGUCUGUGUCGGCCUGGUGACUCGGAGUGGACACACAUCGAGACCCCAAACCAUUUCUUCACUUCAGCUGUGAUGCACUCUAUGAGAGACCAGAAGUUCUAUCUCCAUUCCCCGGAUACGGCUCCGACUGAUCUGAUCAAGACUUGCUCUGGCUUUAUGGUGUUUAAGCAAGACCAUGGUAAGAAGUUGUGUUCCUAUACACAAGACAUUGGAGAUCUCUGCAUUUUCCUAGGAAAGAACGAGUCCUUUUGUGUCUCUGCAACAAAAUAUCCGGGACUGGUCCCGAAUUCAGUCUAUUUUGAAGGCAUUCUUAACGGGUUCGGCUUUUACGAACUCAGCUCAAACACUGUCCACGAUCUCACGCAUUUGGCCCCUUUCUCCACCUUCUACUUAUGGCUUGCCCCUCUCGAGUAA